Molecule: messenger RNA, 1056 nt
Organism: Mangifera indica (mango)
Lineage: Eukaryota; Viridiplantae; Streptophyta; Magnoliopsida; Sapindales; Anacardiaceae
Exons: 1
Coding region: 1-1056 (351 amino acids)
Source: RefSeq, a predicted model, not a curated record
AUGGGAGUUUAUCUUCUAAAAUUCAAGGAUGAAGAAGGUAUGAUGAAAGUCUUGGAAGAAGAGACAUGGAUUAUUGGAGGGCAGCCCCUUUUUGUUAGGAGAUGGGAAAAGAAUCUUUCAAUGGUGGCAGAAAACAUUAAGAAAAUAGUAGUUUGGGUUAAAUUCUAUGGAAUUCCAUUGGAAUUUUGGAGUUUGAAGGGAUUUAGCCAUAUUGCUAGCGUUCUUAGCCGGCCCCUCUAUGUGGAUUCAGUCACGGAGGAAGGGAGUAGAUUAGAGUAUGCACAUAUUUAUGUGGAGCUUAGCGUUAACCAUGAUUUCCUGGAGAAAUUAGAGCUUGUCCUACCAACUAAAGAAAAGGUUGAAAUUCAGCUGGAGUAUGCAUGGAAACCUUUAAAAUGCAACUUGUGUAAUAUGUUUGGUCACGGAAAUGAAGAGUGUAAAAGGAGAGAGGAAAGAGGUGAAGCUGAAAAAGGGAAAUUUGGUUUGUAUAAAGGGAAAAAGGUGAGUAGUAAGGAGGAAACCUCAGGUGCAAAGGUAGGGAUGGCAAAUUCUGAAUUUCACAAAACUAUAGAGGCUAAUAAUGGGAAUGGUAGACUAAGUUUAGCGAUACCAAGGAGGAAGCUUGUGGUCAGAAAGGAGAACCAAGACAAUAGUAUGAGGGUGUUGAAUACUAACAAAUUUGCAGCCUUAGCCACAAAUGGAAAUAGUGAAAUUAAGAGUGCUCAAAAUGUAGGGGAGGUUAUCAUGGUAGGUGAGGCAUAUGAGAAAUUAGGCCCUUCGAAUAUAUUGGAAUCAAAUCAUGGGGCAUCUUCUUCCAACACCAUAUUAUCAAAAGUAGCUGAUCCUUCAAAUUUAGAGUUGGUGGAGGAGAAUCCUUCAAAAGAUGAAGUUUUUGAUCAGAAGCUUUGUGAAUCUCUAGCAAUUAAUCACUUUGGAGGUAAAAUUAAGAUUGAUGAGGUGGAUUUCAAAAGGGAGAAGGGUGACACUCUAAGCAAAUCGCAGCAGAGGAGAUUGGUGAAGCAAAGGCAAAACUCUUCCCCUAUCAAUUCUCAUUAA